Molecule: messenger RNA, 1606 nt
Organism: Cuscuta campestris
Lineage: Eukaryota; Viridiplantae; Streptophyta; Magnoliopsida; Solanales; Convolvulaceae
Source: the annotation of a GenBank genome assembly
UGAUAGAGAGAGGGCUGAAGCCAAGCCUUCAACAGUUCCAUUCCACGCACAUAGUCUGUGCGUUAACUUCUCUCUCGCCAAGUCUCCAACAAUGGCCCAUCAGCAAUGUAAAGGAAGAGGAAUCGCCAUUUGGCAUUGUUCAGUGUUCUCUAGAUGAUGUGUUUGAGUUUGAAUGGGAUUGAAUCUGUAAUUGGGUGCUACAGGAAGGGUAGAAAUUAUUCACCACCAAAAGGGUUCUUUUUGGAUGAGAGUCUGAGUGGACUCACUGGAUUGUUUGCUGGAACAGGCAAAACCCUGUUGGUCCAGCAUAUCAUCAAAUUGCUUCGCAAGAUUCACGGGCGAUCAGGGGUUUACGUGACUGCCUCUACGGGUAUUGCAGCUUGCGCGCUGAACGGGUGCACCCUUCAUUCUUUUGCUGGCAUUGGGCUUGGCGAAGCCUCAGCUGAAGAAUUACUACACAAGGUAAACUCCAACAGAACCGCACUUCGCCGAUGGAAGGAGGCCAAGGUGCUGAUUAUUGAUGAGAUUAGCCUUAUAAGUGGAGAAGUGUUUGAUAAGCUUGAGUUCAUAGCACGCAAGAUACGAAGCGAACCUGGGUCUGAUGUAGAGAUGAUUUGGGGUGGUAUUCAACUAGUCGGUAGUGGAGAUUUCCAUCAGUUACCCCCUAUCUUUGACAACAACACAAAUAAAUUUGCUUUUGAAGCUUCUAGCUGGAAUAUGGUUUUUGACAUGCAGAUUGAUCUCACUGCUGUUUUUAGGCAAUCGGAUCCCCGUCUUAUAAAACUUCUUCAGGGAAUAAGGACAGGGACAUAUGAUUCGGAGGACCUGAAGCUUUUGGAAAGUCGUUGCUCAGAUUUGGAGGCCGAUCCUUUAGCUGUAAAGCUCUUUCCAAGGACUGAUGAUGUGGACAGAGUAAACAGAAUGCACCUAGAAAGCCUCCACAAGGACCUUAUAGGUUAUAGAGCUUUUGACAGUGGCAUAUGGAAAGAAGGCUUAAAGACUGGAAUCGCACCUGAUUAUGUUGAACUGUGUGUAGGCGCAAGGGUUAUGUUGACUAAGAACUUAGACAGUCGGGGUAAACUUGUGAACGGUGCUGCUGGCACUGUGGUGAGUUUUGAGUUUGUUAAUGGUAUAGAUAAAACACUUGGCACUAACUGGUUACCUGUCGUGAAAUUUGACUUCGGGUCUGAUGAACUUAUAAUUGGUCCUGAAACAUGGGAGCUGAUGGAUGGAAGGGAGAAGGUUGCCACAAGAAAACAGAUCCCACUCAUACUGGCAUGGGCUCUUAGUGUCCAUAAAAGUCAGGGCAUGACAAUAAACAGCCUUUCUACAAAUCUCAACAGAUCUUUUGGGUACGGGAUGGUAUAUGUGGCACUUUCGCGUGUGAAAACCUUGGAAGGCCUUCACUUGUCCAGUUUUGAUCCUGGAAAGAUCAUGGUACACCCUAAAGUUUUAAAAUUCUACGGCAGGUUGGGUAAUCAACAGGAUCAAAAGAUAUGUGUCCAAAAAUGAUCUGUGAAGAAUCUACACUCAGAUCAUAAUGACAAAUUCUUUUGCAACAUGUUUUUGACAAUAUGUGGCAGUCUCCGCGAGGAAGGAACAAGUU